Messenger RNA from Brenthis ino (lesser marbled fritillary), 1020 nucleotides. The record is from the annotation of a GenBank genome assembly. Lineage: Eukaryota; Metazoa; Arthropoda; Insecta; Lepidoptera; Nymphalidae.
AUGGCGGCCGUGCAAGAGGAGACCUUGCUCUCGCGCUGCGAAAUACCUAUCAUCGAUUUGGCACACAUAGGUACGGAUGUUUGUCCCAUGAAAUCAGUGGUAAGACGCAUCGGACAGCAGUUAUUUGCAGCUCUUAAUAGCAAAGGCCUCGCCAUGCUUGUCAAUCAUGGCAUCGCUGACGAAAAGCUGAAAGCGGUAUAUGCGGAUCUGGACAACUUUUGCGCGUUGCCCGAAGGCUGCCAGGCGCAGUACCUUCGAAACCCAGUGAGCAACCACGGCUAUGUGAAGCCAGGCAUGGAUCAAUUUGACAGCACUAAAAAGGAGUUACGCCAUUCAUUCAACAUCACGUCGCUGGCGGCGGCUUCGAUGCCCGCUCAGGAGGUGCCGGAGUUCACGCAGCACGCCGUGCCGCUCGCGCACGACCUCACCAACCUCUCCCGCGUCCUGCUACAGGCUUUAGCUUAUGCUUUCGGUCUUCCCCCCGCGACGCUACUGGCGUGCCACGCGGGCAUGCUCGGCGGCGUGGGCAACGCGUCCAGCAUGCGCAUCUUGUACUACCCGCCCGUGCCGCCCGACGACGAGCGGCCGGCCGAACGCGGGCUCGCCUACACGCGCUGCGGCGCGCACUCCGACAGCUGCACCUUCACGCUCGUCGCGCAGGACUCGGAAGGGGGACUCGAGGUGAAACUGAAUGGUAGUGAAAAGUGGCAAGCUGUUGGGCAUCUUCCAGGAGCGAUCCUCGUUCAGACUGGAGAACUUCUUGCAUCUUGGACCACUAAUUUGCUGCCAGCACUUAUGCACCGAGUGGUAGUUCCCUCCGGCACGUACGCGCGCGCGCGAGGGCGCCACUGCGUCGCUUUCUUCUGUCACCCGGACAACGACGCGGUGAUUCCCGCUCUAUCCCGCGUGGCUCCCGCGCCCGCGCCACCCGCCUUCACUCCGCACCCGCAUAUUACUUUCCACCACCGUCUGCUAAACGCGGCCCAUCAUAUACAAAAACGUUUUAGAGAAACGUACGCG